AUGGAAAGUGACGAUGACGACUUCAUCGGGCCCAUGCCCGCUUCAGAACCCACGCCCUCGACCCAUAAUGGCGCAUACGCUCUAGCAGAACGCGAGGCUCGGCAGAAAGAGGCGGUAGCGCGAGAGGCCAGGCAGGACACAUCGUCCCCUCGCCGUCCGGAUUGGAUGCUGACACUGCCAUCGGGUCCCACUGGUCCGUCCAGACUGAGCGCGCGUGGAUUCCAGCAGUCACGCGGCCGCGCCCAGCAUGUGGCGGGCGAAAAUGCAGCGGAAGCUCAGCGGCUAUGGACAGAGACACCCGAGCAGCGCCGUCAUCGUAUUCUACGCGGCGAAACCGCGGCUGACGAGCAGCCGCCUACCAACACAGCUCAGCACGCCAGAGACGCAGCGAUACGUGAACGCCUGGGCCACCGUGCGAAGAGCCUCGUCGAACAGCACAAAGAUCGUCGGCGCGAGGAUUCGCGCAGAGAAAGGCACCAUCAUCGCCGCCACCGCUCCCAUUCACCACACCGUCACAAGACACGUGCGGAGCGAGAAGCAGAAGAUCGUCAACUCUAUGGAGAUCAUGCCCCGCUCCUCUUCGAUAAAGACAAGGUGCUGGGCGCCGGCUCACGGCUUAUGGACGAACGAGCACGUGCGAAGUCCAUCGCAGAUGCUACUCAGCUCUCUACGCGCUUUUCCAACGGCCGAUCUGGCUCGUUUUUAUAG
Malassezia restricta is the source of this 708-nucleotide messenger RNA. RefSeq lists its product as uncharacterized. The transcript has a single exon. Bases 1 to 708 code for a protein of 235 amino acids. The record is from RefSeq and is a predicted model, not a curated record. Lineage: Eukaryota; Fungi; Basidiomycota; Malasseziomycetes; Malasseziales; Malasseziaceae.